Paramuricea clavata is the source of this 17334-nucleotide messenger RNA. NCBI's taxonomy places the organism in Eukaryota, Metazoa, Cnidaria, Anthozoa, Malacalcyonacea, Plexauridae. The record is from the annotation of a GenBank genome assembly.
CCUAUAUUGAGUACAAAGCAAGUGAACGACAUCUAAUAAAGGUAUGUUGAUAUUAUCCAAUUCUGGGAAUUAGUCAGUAGACUACAGUGUACAGUAUAUUGCCUCUAGUCUUGAUCUUUUCUUUGAUUUCAGCCACAUUUCGGUAAGCAAAAGCCUUCAUCGAGCGACUAGGAGUAGCAGCUCGAGACUUCAAAUAGUUUUGAAACUUUCUAUAUCUACUUCAGUCUUCACAUGCACAGAAACGAAGAUGUCAUUGACUAUAGUCUAUGAAUGCACGCUAAUAACUGUACUCCUUUUCAUAGUAUACAUAAAAUAAAUAGCAAGCCACACUAAAACUACAAAUCCCUUCAACAAUUAUCUAUAUCGGUUGAGAUGCCGGCCCAAAAUUCUGGUAAAUAUCUGAUCCGAUUUCGUAUUAGUUGGUUUAGUUUAUUUAGUCCAACUCUGCAUACAAAUUCAAUGCCGGCGAUAUAUUUUGAAUAUUAUAAACUAUAUGAGAUGCAAAUAAACGAAAUAAUUAAUACCAACAUUAUAUAAGUAAAACAUAUUUAUAUUAUAUUAUAAUAACUAAUAAGUAACUUGUUACUAAUAUUGUGCCUACAGUUUGUUCGAUGCGUUGCUUUCCGCCACAUGACCGGUCGUCAAACAUAUUAAAAACUAGUUAAUAUUAUUUAUAUAAAAUAUGAUGAAUGUUGAUACUUUUUAUUAUUUCUUUUAUUUACAUUUCCGCAUACCACUUUUAUGAUGGCCGGGCUGCUUGUGUUUAAAUUAGAGUUGUCAUAGUUUUUCAGCCCAUCUCACAGGGGCCAACAAGGGCGAAUAAUGUUCUCGACCAAUCAGAGCAUUUGUUUACCUUUUGGCGCUAAGCCAAUCAGAACGCGUUCAUUUUUACUACUUCCGGUUUAGACGCGUAUGUCAACGCGAAAAUUAGGGUCGUAAAUGGAGCCUUGGGGACGCCUGGUUUUUAAUUUUAUUGGGCUUAUUUCAAUGAAAUCCUAUAAAAUGUAAAAUUUUCGAAAAAUUUCCUGCUGGCGGAUUUGCGUUUCAUCGCUUAGUUUUGAAAUUAUCCGCAUUCAAAAAACGGCCUAUGCAAGGUCACUCUUAGCCUGCGGCAGUCCUAGACUCCCAAAGGAAGUAGGUCCUACUUCCUUUCGGAGUCUGGGACUGCACGCAGGCUAGGUCACUCUCGAAUAGGUCAAAAACGUGUUAUGAUUUUAAAGGAAGUGAAGCGAAAGCUUAUAUCCGGAACUAUUUAAGAGUGGCUUGGGGCAUUUGGGAAAAAAGGCUUUUUCACUUCGAUUUUGGAGUUAAAUUUUCUGGCAAUCGGUCACUACACGACUAUAAUUUUACCAGCAGUGGCAUAUAGCACUAAAGGAAAGUAGAAAAAUCGCCGUUUCAAUGAAUGGCAAUUUCUUUUCGAAACUUAUGACUGCCUCGUUGGCACAAGCUUUUGACUUGAGAGGAUAUUUGCAAAAUGGGCAAGCACUGAUGUCUGGUAGGUUACACUCGAGGUAGUCCAUCUCAGGUGGGAAGAGUGCCCACAGCUUCGAAAAAUGCGACACAAAGGACCAUCACGACUGCAUUCGAUCAUUGAUUUUUAGAUCAAUCCAUUCGAUCUUAUCACAUUUACUGUGUCAAUGGAACAGUGAAGGUGAUAAUUAAUAAUAUCAAACAUAUUAUAUAUUUCAUGCUUAUGAUUCAUAUACAUUUUAUGGGCUGUCAGCAUAUUAAAAGAUUCAUAUUUUUUCGAGCACGAUUGUCAGUCAACAGAGGGUUACUUAUUUGCUUUAGUACGCAGUUUUUCCUAUGUGUUUUAUAUAAUUGUAGGAAAUAGAAAGACCACAGUGUAUAUUUUUAGGAUCAUGGAAUCAACAACUACAGUAUUUAGGGAGCGGUCAUAAAGUAAGUGCUAGCCCGGGGCGGACGAUAUUUUUAAUUUUGUGAAAAAAAUUUCAUACACCCACAAAAUUGUCGGAAAAUAUUUGGUACCCCAUGAAGAUAACGGUCUCAAUGUUUCAUACCACAUCAUAAAACGAUAAGCUUACCGGGGUUUAUUCAUGUUGAUAUGACCUGGGGUGUGCUGAUAGGGCUCAACAAUUCUGUUGACUAAUUGCCAUUAUCCUAUAAGUUUUAUGUUCAGUAAGUUUUAUCUUUCUUUAACUUAAAAAUAACAAAAAAGUAAAAUUCAAAUCCAAAAUGCUGUUUUUUGGCCCCAUUGAAUACGACCGCCUGUCAAAAAAUGGUGAAUAUUACUAAUAUUUUUCCCAUUUUGGUUAUUUUAUUUAAAGAGAUAAAAAAAACAUUUUGGAUGUGAUAUUUUUGGGUCUUUUACAUUCAAAAGACAUACUUUUAUGAUAUGGCAAACCUCAGAUGUCCAUAAACACCACCAUUUUUCUUUACAAGCUGGCAUUCCUGUACCAUAUGAAAAGACAUAAACUGAAACUGACCUGUCUCCCCAUAUAAACAAUCCAAAUCAUUUUCAACAUCACUGAUUGAGUGAUUUCACCAUCAUCACUGCGAGACUGUCAUUGUUGUCAUAUUGUUCCAUAAAUCGCAUAAUAUUUGCAAUUGCGCAUUCUGCUGAAACUCUAGCUCUUUUUGGUGGCAUAACUUCUUUAGUAUAAACCGAAGAAACAAUGAACUGAAUGAAGUCAAUCAAGAAAAGUUUGUAGAAAAACUAUGAAAUGGCGACCAUGUUUUUAUACCAGGCCAACAUACUAUGUGUUACAUGAAGUGUAUCACAGGUGGACUACACACGUAAAAAUCAUCAUGUUGAUGCAAGUUGUUCAAAACAGGAGCGAACAAUGUUGUACUGCACCCCGUGAACAAUAUUGUUAACAAGUUGUUGAACCAUCAACAUUGUUGAACAACUUGUUAACAAUCAUGUUAACAACUUGCAACAGUACUGAUGGUUGAACAACUUGUUAACAAUAUUGUUCACGGGGUGCAGCACAACAUUGUUCACUCCUGUUUGAACAACGCCGAACAACCUGAUCAAUUUUUACCCGUGUACGAGCCUGGGGCCGGUUGUGUCAAGCCCGUUUAGGCCGUAUUCUGUGGCCGCCUAUCGUUCAGUUCCGCUGCCCGCAUUCGGGGUCUACUUUUAGUUUACAUGAAUCUAUAGAUUUUGAUACGCUGAGUACGAAUUCAGUUGUUGUAACUUGCACAAACCUGCUGUUUUUUUGUAUUUUACGAUCAAACAUCAACAUUUUUUAUUAAAAUUUCCGCCAUUUUGUUCAGGAAACUUCAUGUUAUUUACAGUUAUUGUACUAGUCCAAGUCUCUUAGCAGGGGGGUUGCACACGGUAUUACGCAGUUUGUUAUCAUUCUUCUGAGAAAAAAUAUACAGAAAUGAAAUAAAAAUAUAGAUAUUUUUGCACAAUAUAAAUGCAAAAGGUACUGGUACACGUUUGUAAAUAAUUAGGAAUUUAAUCUAUUAUUCUUUAUUGCAUCAACUUUUGUUUUUUUUGGCUAAUCAUGAUGUGAAAUUGCAAAGACUGUCACUAUAUCCACAAAGAAUCUCACAGCUAGUCUCACUUGUCAUUGGUAAAGUUGUUUAUUUUAUUUAUUACUGAAAUUAUGUACAUAAUUUUGGCCUUGCAAUGUGAAUAGCCAGAAUAGUCAAUUUUUCUUUGAAAUUUUUGUCAACAAUGAAUAAGGAGCACAAUAUAUUGUUCAAUAAAUGUUAGACCUAUUUGUAGACCAUUGCCCAUCAAAUUAUUAGUAGCAGUUGACCUCAAUAAAAUUAACUCAUCUAUUUAAUAAAUCUGCACAUAAUUAGUUCCAUUUUCUUGUAUUAUAAUAACAUUUUUCCUAUAUUAUGGGACAUUGAGCUUUAUAAAUAAAAACUUUUGGAAGAUGGCUUUCACUCUCUGACAGACAGGCUACUUUUUGUCUGUUUAUAUGGAGUUAACCCAACCUAGAUUAGCUAUACUUUUUUAAUUACUUUAUUGUUAUUUAAGUAUUUACAUUGGCAAAUGGUGGCUGCACAGGACAUAGCCCCAAUUAUUACAGCUACAAUAUAACAACCGGCCUAGCUUGGUUUUUCAAUUUAUGUGAGACUGUUGAGGCAAGCAUGGGCGUGCUGGAACAAUUAAAGCAGCUGAGCAAAAAACUAUAUUCACACAAGCAAAUCUCAAAGUCAUGCCACCUAGAAACAUUAAUUGAUCGAGCCAUUCAAGGUUUAAAUGUGUAAAAAAAUAUUAAAUACACCAUAUUGUCAUGAUCCAUCAUCACCUUAAGCUCUAAUCCUAUUUGAGCUGCCAUUAAUUACCAACUGAACUACUGGAGAUUCAGGGAUAUUUUAUAUUUGACCAGGCAGACAAUAGAAAUUUAAAGUAAUCUGGCAUCACUACCUACCAAUAUGCCUUAGUUAUAUAAACCUUCUUUCCUCUUGGGCUGGCCUGCCUGGCCAAGACUCUUUUCCAAGCCUUAGAUCUUGGAUAACAGCUGGGCAUUAAAUAAUUAAUACAUAAUUCACAUCAAUCUAUUGAUAUAAAUAACAUUUCUUUAUUUUCUUAGGGGGUGUUUAUAUAUGGAGGGCAGCCAACCCAGAUACCCGAGCUAGCUUGCUUUGUCGAGAUCUAACAUUGCUAUGUAAUUUAUACUAACAUUUAUCUUGUGUUUAAAUGGGAACCGAGCUGGCCUGCCUAGGUGAGAUCUUGGAAAAUAAAAAUAUAUUUACUUAUAUUAUACUAUUUAUAGCGGUAAGACCAGUGAUUUGUUUUGACAAGACAGCCCACCUCAAGGGUUUAAUGUAAACAUGGGAUAAAAUCAGCUCAGCGAAGAGAGCUAGCUCGGGUGCAUGGGCUGGCUCACCUCCAUAUAAACACCCCAUUAGAAUAUUUCAAAGUUAAAAUUUAUUUUGAAAUCUCUUCUGAGGGAUAAAACCUUCAAAACUUUAUUGUUGACAAAAAUUUCAGGUAGACAGUAUUCAGGAAAAUUGCCUUUUCAAAUUGUGUACAUAGUUUCAGUAAUAAAUAAAAUAAACAACUUUACCAAUGAAAAGUGAGAGUCUUUAUGGAUAUAGUGACAGCCUUUGCAAUUUCACAUCAUGAUGAGCCAAAAAAAAACAAAAGUUGAUGCAAUAAAGAAUAAUAGAUUAAUUCCUAAUUAUUUACAAACAUGUACCAUGCAGUACCUUUUGCAUUUAUAUUGUGAAAAAAUAUCUAUAAUUUUAUUUCAUUUCUGUAUAUUUUUCUCAGAAGAAUGAUAACAAACUGCGUAAUACCGCGUGUAACCCCCCUGCUAAGAGACUUAGACGAGUACAAUAACUGUAUAUAACAUGAAGUUUCCUGAACAAAAUGGCGGAAAUUUUAAUAAAAAUGUUGAUGUUUGAUCAGUGCUCUCACUUUUAAGGAAUUAUCCUUAAAAAUAGGAAUUUUGAAGAGUUUUAAGGAUUUUUUUAAGGAAUUUAGAUUUUUGAGGAUUUUUUUAAGGAAUUUCCGAAACAUUUUAUCCUGGACUAAAAACGUUGGACGGAGGAUGGAUAACCACGCCACGCAAAUGAGAUUUAAACUUGAGAGUAGCAACAUUAUACGCACAUAAUUAGGGAGGCUAGGGGGCCCUAAGACCCCCCCAAUAAUUUUGAAAGACUGCAAAAAUCUUGUACCAAAUAACACGAAUCACACUCAUAUAACGUAAUUGUUAUCAUAAUAUAAUAGUAUAUGUUUCUGUACAUGGCUUGGCAUGUGAUUUAUAACAAAACGCGCCAUUAAAACAGUGUUUUGAAACCCUAGUUUUUUACAAAAUGUGUUCUCAGAACGCUGCAAAUGCCAUUUCCGGGAUUCAAAUUUUAAAUUUUUUCUGUGCCUUUGGCACGAGCCCCCCCUUCCCGAUAUUUCGUAAAGUGUCCGCCACUGGUCUUUUCAUUAAAAUUCUCAAAAUUUAAAUGUCAGUAAAUGCUGUUUCUUCUGAAAUCUACAGAUUUUUUAAGCUCUUCGUGCAGCAACGAUCACAAAUACAUCAUGUUGAAUGUUUUCUUUGUGGCAUUAUGUUAACAAUCAAAUGUUUUCAAUUUUUAGUGCUUAGAAACAAGGUUAUAAAAAAAGAAAAACAGAAAAAAGGGGGAAAAGCCAAUUUAAGGAAUUUUAAGGAAAUCUGAGGAAUUUUCGAGUUUUUUCUAAGGAAUUCGAAAAUUUGAUUGUGAGAGCACUGUGUUUGAUCGUAAAAUACAUAAAAACUGCAGGUCUGUGCGAGUUACAACACUAACUGAAUUCAUACUCAGCGUAUCAAAAUCUAUAGAUUUAUGUAAACUAAAAGUAUUCCCCGAAUGGGGGCAACGAAACUUGUUUUCUAAGCGACUUUUGGGGUCACAGAAUACGGCCUAGUUUAGCCUAAACGGUGGAUAAGUCAAAAUUAAAUAACACUCUUAUAUUUUUCGUGAAUCAGUCAACUUAAAUAUUCUGCACUGAAUAUAUAGUUGUAAACAUUAUCGUUCUAUUAAGGUUCAAAACUUUUAGUUUGGUUGUUUAAUGAAUCUAUAGACUUGCUUUCUAUUUUGAGCUUAACCACCGUUUAAGCUGAACGGGCUUGAUACAACCGGCCACAGUAGUAUAGUUUUGAAAACACAAUAUUUAUACUGAAUUGGUUUCAUAUUCUGCAAUAUCAAUAACUUACUGACCGAGAGUGAGGGCAGUACGGGAAAAUAUCCAACCGAAGUCUUGCUGUAUUGACCGCGCGAUAACGAGGUCAAUACAGCAAGACCGAGGUUGGAUAUUUUCCCGUACUGCCCGAACGGUUGAGGUCAGUAAGUUUUUUAUUAUAUGGCAUUGUACGUUUGUAAAAAAAUGGGUAAAAAAGGUCACGCGAGGGCAAAGUACAAAGUCCGAAACAUUUGCAAAAAAGAAUAUUUGUAAAAAAUGUUCUCAAGCUUGGUUAGUAAAACUACUCUACAGCAAUUUUUAUAAGUAGAAUACUAACACAGUUGUACGGUGGCCCAUACGGGCCAACCCUUCUCCGUACAAAGUUGCACCUUCUCCGUACAAACUUGCACCUUCUCCGUACAAAUGUGUUGUUAUUCCAUGAAAAUCAAACUUCUCCGUGGAAUAUUGCCGUUGUUCUGUCACGGAAAGCCUCUUCUCCGUACAAAUAUGCAGUUUCUCCGUGGAAACACGCAUCUUCACCGUGGAAACACGCAGCAUUUCUGUGGAAACACCGCAGCUUCUCCGCGGAAACGCGUAGCAUUUGUGUGAAACACGAUGCGGUGGCCCGAACGGGGCACCUCUUCUUCGCAGAAACAUGCAGCUUCUCCGUACAAACACGUGCCUUCUCCGUAGAAACACGUGCCUUCUCCGUGGAUGAGCACUUUCCUUGUGAAUUAAAAAAGGCACGCCCCCCUGAAUAUUUAUUGGUUUUAUACGACGGGGGGGGGGAGAGAAAAUAAAAUCACAACGCAACAUCGUGGUCAAAACAUUACAAGCCAAUUUUAUAAAUAUGAAUGCUUUAAUAUGGGCACAGAUGCAGAGAUUUUGAUCGUUUAUAGCUUUUGUAACAAUUGUGGAAAUAGAGUUGAUAUACUGGUAAGUAUACAUACUAAGUUUUACUUUUUUAUAUUUAUGUUUAAUAUCAUUUUUAUUUGUGGAUUUAUACUUUUAUAAAUUGAAUAUUUAAAUAUACACCAUAUUAAUCUGUCAGUCAGUCUCGUAUACGGAUCUGCUAGUGUAGGUAUUUGUAUAUCCACUCAAUUUAUAAAAGUAUAAAUCCACAAAUAAAAAUGAUAUUAAACAUAAAUAUAAAAAAGUAAAACUUAGUAUGUAUACUUACGAGUAUCAACUCUACAAAAGCUAUAAACGAUCAAAAUCUCCUGGCAAUUCUCACAAUUUAUAUGCUGGAUAUCUGUGCCCAUAUUAAGACUAUAAAAAGCACAACAAGUAUUUGAAGCACAGGGAAACAAAAAGAAAUAUGAUUAAAGCAUUCAUAUUUAUAAAAUUGGCUUGUAAUGUUUUGACCACGAUGUUGCGUUGUGAUUUUAUUUUCUCUUCCCCCCCCCCCGUCGUAUAAAACCAAUAAAUAUUCAGGGGGGCGUGCCUUUUUUAAUUCACAAGAAAAGUGCUCAUCCACGGAGAAGGCACGUGUUUCUACGGAGAAGGCACGUGUUUGUACGGAGAAGCUGCAUGUUUCUGCGGAGAAGAGGUGCCCCGUUCGGGCCACCGCAUCGUGUUUCACACAAAUGCUACGCGUUUCCGCGAAGAAGCUGCGGUGUUUCCACGGUGAAGAUGCGUGUUUCCACGGAGAAACUGCAUAUUUGUACGUACGAAGAAGAGGCUUUCCGUGACAGAACAACGGCACAGAGUAAGGAUAUACAGAGGCGGAACUCGAGGCAAAUCAUGUCCCCACUUUUUUAAUGCGCAUGCGCAACCCUCUGGCAAGUGUCAUGCACAUUUUUUAUCAGGAAAAAGAUAGGGAAAUGCAAAAUUUUGGCAGUAAAACGGCGAUUUUAAGCGCAGUAACCGAUCAAUCUUCAUUUUCUGCACGAAUUUUGCAAAUAAAUGGCACACUGCGUCUUCUUAGCGAAAGGGAAUUGAACGAAUACCAUUUUUAACGGCGAAAAUGAGAAAAGACACCCGAAGGAGUGAGAAUUUCUGGCAAUCUGAAGAUUCGAUUCUGUAGACCUGAACUCCAGCUGGAACUUGGCAACUUAAUAUGUGAGUUUUUUUUCUCUAGCUCAUAUAUAUGAAAUUAUCAAUAUAUUUUUGUAAAGUGCAAUGUUGUAUGAAAGGGUUGUCGUUAAUUUAAACAUUGCAUAAACAGCAUUCAGAUACGAAAAAUAUGAACAUCAACAUUCCACAUGGACUGAUGGACUUGGACAUGGAGCCACAGUACUCUAAAGUUCUCAUAUAGACUUUAUUUAACUUAUAUGUUGACCCAAUGGUGAGGGAUUGGUCAAACUAUACUUUAUAGUGAUUCCCCUAGAUUAGUGCAUUGGUUAUUGUGCAAUGACAACCUUUUUUUGGCUCUCAAAGGUCAAUAAUUUCUCAAACAUGCCAAGUCUGUACAUGUUUAAUAAUCUAAUCUGUUUAUUUUUUAUUUUGCUUUUCUAGAUUGCCAAUCAUUCCUGCUGAACUACAUUGUUCAUUACAAUGAAUCAGAUGCAGAUUCUUACAACAUUUACUAUGUUAAUUUGUUCUCCUGAUUGGGAAAAACCUGAGACUAUUUGAUCUUAUAUUGGAAUGCCUACCAAUUUUACAUAGCCUCAGGCAAUGUUUAUAUAAUUAAUCUUGAGUAAUAGAGAUGCUGUACCCCCUGAUGGAGUGACCUUACUACCUGGAUCAUCCCACUAGGCAAGACAAGUUCAAAACUUUCCAUGCAAACACUUGCAUGGCAGUUGCUAUAGUAGGAUAUGAAUAUAGUUUAUUUUACUCUGUCUAAUGCCAGACGAUUUUACUCGUCAAGGGGUGAGCACACUUUAACAGGCAAAGUAUUAAUUGGGAAGACUUUCUCUUUUAAUGGGAAACUCUUUAUCAAUAAAAGGAACAAUGCAAUUAUUCAUAGUAUUUAAUUUUUCAUAUAAAGCAAAGACUGCAAGAGGAAACAUGGAUCAUUGGCUACUUUUUAUUUAGUAUUAAUUUUCAUGACAACAUGUGGGGUCAACUAUAAAGGAAACAGUUAUUGCCUAUUUUGGAAUAAAAAAUUUAGAAUAUAGCAAUAUUCAUUGACAUUGAACACAUAUUUAAUUUAUUUAGUUUUUGAAUAAUUUAAGUUCUUAAAUGUAUAUAAAUAUGAAAUAAAAUAAACAACAUUUAUUAAAAUAAACUUUGUAUUUUUAAACCCCAAUUACACUGUUGUAUUUACAUUUCACUGUUGUAGUAUUUACACUGUCAGUAGUAUUUACACUGUCAGUAGUAUUUACACUGUCAGUAGUAAUUACACUGUAGUAUUUACAUUUCAAGACCUUAACCCAACAUCAUUCCUUGGAGUUUCUCACGACAAGAUGUCUCAACCAAGAUUCUCUGGAGAACUUAUUUGGCCUCAUUAGGCAGCAGGGGGGAGGGGGGGGGGGAUUGUGACAACCAAUUAGUCCCAUCCAGUUCACCAGAGCAUUUUGCAUAUUAUUUGUAGAUAAUAUUUUGACACCACUUUCAAUUGGCAGCUGUGCUGAAGAUUCUGAUGCCUAUUUCAUUGCAUUUCACCCGUGUUUCAAAUCAGCACCUAUGCUUUCUUAUUAAUGUAAAAGACAGGAAAGCAAUACGUUUGGCCCGCAUUAAUUUAGCGAAAUGGGAAUCUGCUUCUUGGCAAUAUAAACAUCACAAGCACCGAGAUUGUAAUUUGUAUUAUACUAUUUUUUCUUUGUAUUUAGCCUAUAAACGUAUAUCUUUUUACAUAAAAAUAACCACUUACCAUUUAUUUUUAAAUUUGAGUCCCAAAAUGAAGAUCGGUUGAGUAACUUCGCAAAAAUAUUUAUUUUUCUACUUUCGAACGGUGUUUUUCCUAUGCUUUUGACUGAAAACACGACGAAUGACACUUGCCAGAGCAAUUUGCGUGGCGCGUGAAAAUGACGUUGCACGGGGACACAAAGAACAAAGGAAUCGCCGCGAGUUCCGCCUCUGUAUACUCUGUGACAACGGCAAUAUUCCACGGAGAAGUUUGAUUUUCAUGGAAUAACAACACAUUUGUACGGAAAAGGUGCAAGUUUGUACGGAGAAGGGUUGGCCCGUAUGGGCCACCGUACAGUUGGAUAGUAUUUCAAGAAAAAUACGAGGUAUUUCGUCAUUUAAUCAAAGACAAAGACAACAAAUAUGAAAACAAUAAAAUAAAUAAACAGUAUGGACAAGUACGGUUUUAGUUCGCUUCAUCUCAUAAAUAUAUCUUUUUUUAUCGAAAAAACCCAGAAAUUUUCAGGGAAAAAAUAUAAAUCUGUGGCUGCUUUAGUUGUAUUUUUUAUUUAGGAUGGUGUCAAAUUCCUCGGCUAUCUGCAAAUAAGAUUUGCAGCUCCUCACAAAGUCAAAACACAGCUAUUCCUGACUUCUUUAAUAGUUAUAAACAUUGUAAAAUUUACCUUGUAAUUUCGACUUUCGCUAACAAAAACAUAUUGAGAAAGUUCUUUAUCCAAAGAAGGUGCUCCUUUUCUUUAGUUUAGGUUUAUUUUUCUUCGUUUUGAAUAGUUUUGAAAGACUUUUAGACACUUCUUGCCGUUUGAAACUCGGCUCUUGUCGCGGGGCAAAAAAAUUGCGUAUUGCCCGUGGGCAAUACGGGAAAAUCCAUUGAACUCUAGUGAUGGGCGAUUACCGACUACUUGGUAUCGAUACCACCCGAUACCAGGCCCAAACAGGAAGUAGUCGAUACUGCACGGUAUCGAAAAAGUGUUUCGAUUACUUUUAAAAUUAGACAUUCAUUAUAAUCCUGUAGUUGUGUCAUCGUUUUCAUAGUUAUUUCUAAUAAAAUUUAUGUACUUUUUUGUAUUUUGCUGCAUUUAUCAAUUUAAUCAAACUUCCUUUUAAUAUACUUUAUUUGACAUUCUAUCCUAGCCUGCGAAAACAGCCUCUACUUUGCUGCUCCUAUUAUAUUAAUAGGAGCAGCAAAGUAGAGGCUGUUUUCGCAGGCUAAUUCUAUCCUCGCCGACAGAAUAAAUUAUGAAAAAGGCGGGAAAUAAAGUAGUUUCUGUUUUUUUGUGGAUUAAAAUGGCGGAUCAAAUCGUUACUGUUAAAAAUAUGUAACUUUCUGAAAAUAUAUCGUUACUAUUACAGUAGAAGGCUACUUCUUUAACAGUCGGCUCUUUAUUAAGUGACUUACAUUUAUUAUUUUGAAAAAUGGAGGAAGUAAUCGUUUGGGUAAUCGAUACCUCGAUACUUUAACCAAAAAGUAAUCGGUAUCGUAUCGAAACCGAUACUGUUGGUAUCGCCCAUCACUAGUGAACUCUAAUAAUAACAGUUAUUAGUAUAAUUACACAGGUGAUUAUUGAAAAUUCUCCACGCUGAUUGGUUGCCAUUGAGGUGAUUAUUACGCGAUAAUCACCUAAGCGAUUUUCAAAAUGGCGGCCGAAGCCUUUUUGUCAAUUAAAUGACGAAGAAAUGUGUAUUUUUAUAUUUUUUCCAUAUAAUCACCUAUGAAAUUAUACUAAAACAAUUAUUCACCUCAGGCUCGGUGAUUAUCGUGAAUAAAAACCUCGACUUCGUCUCGGUUUUUAUUCACCGAUAAUCACCUCGCCUUCGGCGAAUAAUUGAUAAUUAUUAGAGUUCACUGGGAAAAUCCUGCCUUGUCAGCAGCCAAUCAAAUUGCGCGAUUCAUCAAAACAAAUGCUUGCCGUAUAUAUAAUAAAUUAUGGUUCCUAAAUGUUUGGUGUUUGCUCAACCUUGAAGGUACAAAGAAAUAUGUUUAUGUGUAUAUAUAAAAAUAUUAUAAAUUAAUAUUUUAUAUUAUAUAAAUAUUUUAUAAUAUACUAUAACUAUAUUAUAUAUUAUACUAUAUUUUACUAUUUUAUAUCAUAUUAUGGAUAUUUUACUUUGCAAAUUAUGUGUAAUAAUCCAUCUUUAUAUGUUCUCUAAUUAUAUUAUGUUACUUAUGUCUUUGGAAGUGAUUCAGCCAAAAAAUACUGUCCAACCCACAUUUUCCCAUUUUUGGCCCCGACACCUUGUUUGACAAAUGUCGUCAAACGUCCGGAUAACUUUGAAUUUUCAGAAAAGCAAAUAUGGGUUCAUUUGUUCAGGGAUGACGGAUAAAUAUUUAUUUGGGUGCUCUCAUUGUGCGCACCCCCGGUACAAAUAGGGUUUAAAAUUAUUACACUGUGUAUUAAAUAUACGGUACAAUAGUCUCUCUUACAGCCAUUCUUUGAAUAAUAUUUGUGUCAUCAUGUACUCCUCCACACAAGCUCAUGAAGAGGAAUAAAAUCACAACACAAAGAGCAACUGCAAGGGAGACUACUUGAGCAACGGUCAAGUCUUUUAUGAGACAAUGAUGCAUGGCAGUGAUGUAUGAAAAAUUAUUUGGACCAUGAACGGAGCCGUAAUAUUAAACUGUAUUAACACAAUUUUUGUAUUGAAACAAACAAAUUUUGUUUCAUAACCCUUUUUAAAGUGAUAAAUUUAUUUCAUACCCCAUCCAGAUCCCUGAAAAAAAUUUCAAACCCCAUCCCAAUAUCCUCCGCCCCGGGGUAGCACUUACUUUAUGACCGCUCCCUUACUAAAGCAUAUAAAACUCGUGGUAGUGAUGCAGUGUAAUUAUACUGAAGUUACAUUGUUGGGUUAGGAGGUCUUUCCGCGUGCUGAUGAAACACCCAAUGGAAGAACUCGGUUGGUGACAACCAUACUUCCAAACAAAUUAGGUAGUUUCCACUUUCUUGUCUCCUAAUUGUUUUGCUCAUGCACUCUUGACAGUAACACAGCCUGACCAGGAUUAUCAUGGAGAACUCCAAUUGUUUUGUUUUAUAUAUAUAUAUAUAUAUAUAUAUAUAUAUAUAUAUAUAUAUAUAUAUAUAUAUAUAUAUAUAUAUAUAUAUAUAUAUAUAUAUAUGCAUAUAUAUUACUAUACAUAUAUAUAUAUAUAUAUAUAUAUAUAUAUAUAUAUAUAUAUAUAUAUAUAUAUAUAUAUAUAUAUAUAUAUAUAUAUAUAUAUAUAUAUAUAUAUAUAUAUAUAUAUAUAUAUAUAUAUAUACCAUGCAGUGCCCAGCUGGCUGUACUAUCGAACAUUGCGUGCAUGCAAGGCUGAAAUAUAUUUAUGCAUUUUUACGUGACACUGCCAUUGACUUAACAAAAACUAUCAGUUUUGAAAGGUGAAACACAUUAGUUUUGAAACGAAGGGCCUUCGCUAGAAACGACAAAGUAUUUUGUCUUUAAGUAUAUUGUAUUAAUUUUAGGUAGUUGAAUCUUCUUGGCGUGUCGCAGUUUUAAGUGCAUGUGCCUACGUCAUAAUUUUCAAAGCAAAGUAACGUUCGACUUGACCGUUUCAUAUUAGUUAUUAGUGUAUAAUUGUUCUUUUACUUGUCAUGAUAAACGUUGGCUCUUCUAUAGUCUUAAAGACAGUACUCUGAGAUUAUUAAUUAAAAGUAUAUUGUAUAGUGUUAUUCCAAAUGUUAUAUGAUAAAAUAUGCUUUUAGAUCUUACAGAGCGUACAGUAUAUAUAAUAUAUGAAACUGUGGUCUCGUUACAUCCUUUCAUUUGGUUUCAAUGUAGUUUCAAAAUCAUGUCAAUUAGAUUAUUGACGGCUUUACUGGCAUUCUUGGUUUUCUUUAUGAUUCUGUACAUUCUGGCGUUGAAUGGAUUUAUCGCGUUUAAAUCAGGUAAGAUUUAGCCGGUGUCCGGUGAGAAUGUCGAUGAGAAUAUGUCAUCAAGAGAGUCAAUUAGGGUUCGUUUAUUGGAAUUAUCACCUAGUCGAGAAACGAUUAUUAUUAAUUAAGGCUAGAUUAUUACUAAGCCUUAGCAUAGUUUACAGUUGACGUCUUCUGAGUGUGUUUAAAACGUCGCGAGUUUAUCAUGCAUGUACAGAAUCCACAGUAUUCGCGUUAGUAAGUCGAGCCCAAUUUUUGGAUGCAUGUAUGAUACAAUGGUAUCGUUUCUCGUCCAAAUGCGUCAGAUGAUCUAUUCGCCGUUUGAAUCGACGUUGCGUCGUCACGAAGCGAUUAGAGAGUUUAAGUUCUAAUUCCGAUUCCAAUACCGAUAUCAAUGUCUUCACUUCCAUUCUCAUUUUGGUAUCGGGAAUUUUAAAGCGUUAAGUUAUCACGACAGAUAAAGUGUAGAACACAUUAAUCGUCACCGAAAAUGUGCGGUAAAAACGGCGGCUGAGCUAAAAUUCCGACUAAAACAUGACUCAGGUGAUGCUAAUAAACAAGUAGUAUACGUGUUUGUCGAAAGAUAUAUGAAAUAUCCUAUUUAUAUGAGUUUAUCUUACAAUUCCCACGACUUCCAAAACAAGGCCGACUUCGGUACGUGGUGACUUCCAACACACUUGUCCUCGUGAUUCCUGCGAUCACAGCGCAUGCGCAUGACCUAUUCUUAGUAUCGGAAGUCGAACUUAAACUCUCUAAUACAUCAAACACAACUGUCUUUGUGUUUAAUAUAAUUUGAAUUAAGUUCCAAUCGGCACAUGAUGUUAGCAUGGUAUUUUUCACAACUUUAGGGCUAAAUAGCGAAGACAAGACUUGCCAGGCAAGAUGACACACUUUCACGAAGUAUGUGUCAAACAAGAGUAUGCGGGAAAUAUUCCUGAACAUAUUAACGCAGGACCAAAAUUUGAGUUAAACUUCACAUUUUCAUCCUAAAAGGGUUAUCAUAUUCCCUAAAUGUUUGCAUGCAAACUUCAUACCAACUUCGUUGCGAUACUAUAGCUUGUUUGCAAACAAUGCAUGUAUUUGAUUGGGUAUUUGGGUUAUUUCAUAAUCCAUUUCAGGGACCAGUGAAGCAUUGUUUACAAAUCAGCUUGGGAAUUUCAAUAUGAACUUUUGAACUUCGCAAAGAAGUUCUGAACGAAUUUUGCAACAUUUAGGGAUAAGUUAUUUAAAAUCGGACGUAACCAGUCUGAUUUUUUCUUGGUUUAGGUAUAAUUGAGAAUAAUUACUUCCUGAAAUUAGAUAAGAAUUCUACCAAGUUCAGGUUACCAAAGCCAGUGUAUGUGACGAUUGAAAAUGUCCCGGAAAAUGGAAACAAAAGACUUAAUGAAAAUGUUUACAGCUUGACGAGCACCAAAAGGAUAGAAAGUAGGCCAAGAAAUGCAACUGAUUAUGAAAAAGGCCACACGGAUUUGUGCAAGAAUUUAUGGCAAGAAGAUUACACUAAGCUUCAUCAGCAUUUGAUAGAAACGAACAAGAAUAAGUUUAAUAUAUACAGUUGUUCGAGAGGGGGCUGGGGAAAUCGACUCAGAGAUCUAUUAACCGCAUUUCAUUUUGCAGUUGUCGCAAAGCGAGCAUUCAUUAUAAAUUGCAACAAUCCUUCACCAUUGGAUAGGUUUUUAGCACCUCGAUACAUAAAAUGGAACUACAAAGUGAAUGAAACACAAUUAACUGUUAGACGUCGAUACCAAGUUAAACUAAAUGAUAUAGAAAACCCUUCCGAUCCAAAAAUAUACGAACAAAUGCUAAACUACUCAAUGGAAUAUGACCCUGGAAUGGUUGGAAAUAAAUACCCAUUUUUUGCAAGUCUUUUAAAGUAUGACUUACCUGUUUGGCCUAAUCUUCGUCAGAUGAUGGGAUGUAGCUUCUAUUACUUGUUUAAGAAAUCUGAUUUGUUGCAGAAACGUUUGGAUGAAUGGAAAGAAAAAUUAGGUUUCAACCAAAAUAUUGUUAUAGGUAUACAUAUUCGUCAAGGAGAUUCGGUGUUCAACCACAAUAAGCAAGAUAACAGAUUUCAAGACACGAGACAUUUUGAUUUAAGUUUUGAUUGUGCCUUGCAAAUCCAGAAGGAAAUUGAGAAGAAGUAUAAAACCGAUAAGAUAGUUUGGUUCUUGGCUGCUGAUUCUGAAAAGAUGAAAAUUCGUGCGAAACAGAAAUAUGGCGAUAAAGUGAGAAGCAUUACUGGUCCUAUUGAACAUGUUGGACAUCCAACUAAAGGAAAUGAAGAUGCAGGACAUUUAUCAAUGUUUCUCGAUUUCUUUCUCUUGCAAAAUGCUGACUACAGGCUUUAUCUGGGAGGAUCUACAUUUGACAAUGCAAUAGAUUUCAUAACGCUGGGCUCACAAAAUGCCGCUAGAUGUUUUUCUCAUCGAACAGCGGGUCAAUGUGUAAUACCACCAUCAUUGAAAGCUUAAGUAAUUUUCUUUAUACAUAUUAUAAGAUGAAACCGCACACUCCGCGAAUAUUAACACCUUGUAAACUUAUGAUUCGAGCCAUUUAAACAAGACAACAAAAUUCAAUGUAAUAUUCCGACUUUAUUCGAAAGUCAUUGUCAAACCUAGGUCAAACACGGAUGAGAAUUGAUGAGAGUUUGGCAAUCGCGCAGUUUGUUAUCAUAGUUUGAUCCGGGCUUAACUUCUUUGCUACUAACUCCAGAGGAAGGGCAUUCGCUCAGGUAGUUACAGUAAUAAAUUUACGUGGUGUUUCCACAAACAAAACUAAUAUAUUACAAGCGUGUUGACAAUGGCUUUGUAAUAUAGAGCAGAAAUAUUGCCUUGAAUUUGUUGUCUUGUUUAAAUAGCUCGAAUCUUGAGUUUACAAAAUGUUACCCGGGGGGAGUGCACUAAUUCCGCCCAGCUAAUUCGGCCCACGGUCGCCAUCUUCCUAGCAAGUGUCGCUUGCGUGAUAGUUCGUCAUUUGGUAGUACGUCUUGCUUUCAAAAUUGCUAGAAAGAGCAUGAUAAAAUUAGUAAAGCAUGAAUAAUAAAAUAAAUGGAUAGGAAACCUAGUUGCAAACCUAAUUCUCAAAAACGCAUGUUUAGUAAUAAUAUAACCUGAGUAUCAGGCCGUACUUUUUAGG